Paramacrobiotus metropolitanus is the source of this 1440-nucleotide messenger RNA. Its product is annotated as trypsin-2-like. Gene Ontology annotation, biological process: proteolysis. The coding region runs from base 456 to 1340 and encodes 294 amino acids. The record is from RefSeq and is a predicted model, not a curated record. The transcript has 3 exons. Gene Ontology annotation, molecular function: serine-type endopeptidase activity. NCBI's taxonomy places the organism in Eukaryota, Metazoa, Tardigrada, Eutardigrada, Parachela, Macrobiotidae.
CGUCCUUUUCUGUUGUUUUGUUGAAGCUGUAAACGGUUGUUCAAGCUUUUCCGAAUUUUUUUAUACAUACAACUUAGCAGUAUUCUAGGUUUUUGCUUGCUCACUUGUUUCGUCACAUAUUAGCAAAUAACUAUUUCUAUUAAUUUUUGAUCAGCCGUGUAAUAAUUCAGCGUAUAAAUACCGCAAGGUAAACAUUAUCGGACGUAUGAUAAACACAUAAAACCUCCGUUUUCCGAAACAAUCUGUCUAUUCUCCGCCGGUAUCGCUGCUUAUCGGCUGAUUCCCACAAUGCAACUUAGCGUGUGAAACACGGAAUGCCGGAUACGGAAAUAACAACCACAAAACACUAGACUGGUUACCCUACUUAAAGCCGCAAUUACUGUCACGAUGCACACGCUGCGUUGGACUUCGUAGCUGGCGCGAGUAUCGGCGGAUGUCGCAUAUCGGAACCGGAAAUGUCUGUAUUAUCCGUUGUUGUCGUUUUGUCGGCGGCCCUCCAGUUAACGGCCGCCUCGCCGACAUUCCGGAUUGUCGGUGGCGCUGUGGUGGCGAAAGCGUCCCGACCCUACCAAGUACACAUCCGCUUCCCUUUUGUGUACAACGACGGCAAUGUCGCGCCUAUUUGGGGAUGUGGCGGAGUGAUAAUCGGAGAGCGUUGGAUUUUAACAGCGGCACACUGCGUGCAUAGCGCCACGGAUGAAAAACAGGCCUUCGAAGCGGGUGCCCUCUUAGUCAGAGCCGGCCAGCACGAUACCACCGUGGCGGAAAAACACGCCGUCGACUACGCCAUCUCCACCAUCCUCCCGCACCCCAACUACACCAGCGCCACCUUCGCCGACGACAUCGCCCUCCUGCGCACGCGCCACCCCAUCACCUUCACCCCCUACAUCCAACCCCUGCCCCUCCCCGCCCCCACCGACCGUCCAACCGCCUCCCGAAAGGUGACGGUCAGCGGGUGGGGGAGCGGUUACUACGGGAGUGCCGGCAGCACCCGGCUGCGGGCGGUAGACCUGCAGAUCGUCGACACGGCGGAGUGCAACCGCUGGGAAUCGUACAACGGAAAGGUGUUGCCCGGGAUGUUCUGCGCCGCCGCUCCCGGGAAGUCCAGUUGCGGCGGGGAUAGCGGGGGCCCGGUGACCUGGAGGUGUGGUCAGGGGGAGGAGGGGUGUAGGGAGGGGGAAGAGGUGUUAGGAGGGUUGGUGUCAUGGGCUAUGUUGUGUGCGCAGAAGAACUAUCCCUCGGUGUUUGUGGAUGUGGGGUAUUAUUUAGAGUGGAUUUAUAAAACAAUGGCGGAGAAUUCGCCGCCGGAUGUUAGUGACGAUGAAUUGUUUACUGUUUAACUUCUCAGUUUGUCGUGUUCAUUUUACCGGUGGCAAGAAUUAGCACAAGGGCAUGCAAAAAUUUACAAAGAAAAAGUUAAAGUGAAGUAAAAGAAAAUAA